Helicoverpa zea (corn earworm) is the source of this 513-nucleotide messenger RNA. RefSeq names its product proline-rich protein 4-like (gene CPH33). The transcript is spliced from 3 exons. The coding region runs from base 30 to 473 and encodes 147 amino acids. The record is from RefSeq and is a predicted model, not a curated record. NCBI's taxonomy places the organism in Eukaryota, Metazoa, Arthropoda, Insecta, Lepidoptera, Noctuidae.
AGUCGACAACAGCAUCUAAACUAUUCAACAUGAUCGCUUUUAGAACAGCAGCCAUCCUCCUCCUGGCAGCGUACGCCGCUGCCCGUCCAUCCGAAGACUGGGAGCCCGAAGGUCAUUCCCACUCGGAGCACACAAAACCCUACCACGUCACGGUGGUGAAGAAGAUCGGAGUCCCGGUCCCGCAUCCCGUGGCCGUGUCAGUCCCGCAGUACGUGAAGGUGCCGAUACCCCAGCCCUACCCCGUCCACGUUACGGUGGAACAGCCUAUCCAUGUGCCAGUUUACAAGGUCGUGCCCCAGAUUGUAGAGAAGCCAGUACCUUACACCGUUGAGAAGCCCGUCCCUUAUGAGGUCGAGAAGCCUUACCCCGUCGAGGUCGAGAAGAAGGUUGAGGUCCCAAUCCCCAAGCCUUACCCCGUCCACGUACCUGUCUACAAACACGUUUACCACCACAAAGGAGGCCACAAGCACUAAAUUUAAAAAAAAAAAUGGGGAAAGAGGUUCUAUAGCUUAU